CUCUGAAAUAUCUUCGAUUUGAUAUUAUGAGUCAUGUAACUCAUUAUGAGUAAAAAGUUACAACUUCUGGAAAAAUCAGCACCAUCUUAACUUGAAAUAAGCAAAGUUUGAUGUGUGAUGUCGAUUAUAUUCUUCAAUUAAAAAAUAAAAUAUUUUAUUCAGUCAUUAGUUGUGUGAACAUUAUGAUACAUUACAUAUAUAUCAAUACAUUAACCGAAAAAGACUCAUUAAACUACCAUUCAUUUCAGCUACAUACGAACCAUUUAACUCAAAUAUUGUAUAAUAACCAGUGGCGGAUCUAACAUGUAUGUUUUGGGUGUUCAAAACUCAAUUAAAAAUUAAAAUGAAAUACUCAUAUUAAUUAAUAAGUUAAUUAGUAGAUGAGUUUUUUUAACCCUUGUUGUUAUUAACACCAAUAAGUAAAGAAAGAAUGUUUUACCGCUCCAAUAAUAACUUAAAAAAAAUUAUGCCAAACCAAUGAUAAAUUAAGAAAAAAAGUCAAUAAAGUAAACAAAAAAACACUGCCAUACGCCCAUACCAAUAACUUGAGCAAAAGACAUACAACCACUAAACAAGGCCCAACAAAUGACGUCACAUACUCACAUGCGCUACUGUGUCCCUCAUCCAAUUCUUUAUUCAUCGAGAAAAUAGAGGGAAGGACGGGUUAAAAAGCUUGGAGCUUCGUUUCUAAAACCCAGAUGAACAAAACGAUGACGUUUGAUAUAAAAUUUGAAGUUUUUGGGUGUUCACAUGAACACCCUUGAACAGCACCAGCUCCGCCACUGAUAAUAACUAUCUAUCAUUUUGGUACUGUAUAUAAUUAAAUUCCGACCCCACUCACACAUUUUUCUGCCUCCUUCCCUGUGUAUAUGUGUGUGCAUGCAGUAUGCAUAUAUAUUUUUAUAUUUUUAUAUAGUGAAUACACUACUUCAGUACUUCUAUUAAAAAAAAGUAUGUACGUACGUAUAAGCACAACUGUACAGAUAUGCGUGAAGUCAUUGGCGGAGCCAGACAUUUAGGGUUAAAGGGGCCGGUCCUUAACAAUUUUACAUUGCAGGGGCCAAAGUGUAAAAUAUCAACAUACUUUCUACAGAUUAAAAGUAUUUAUACAUAAUAUAUACUAAAGAAUUUUUUUUCUUGCAGGGGCCGUGACCACCUCCAACCCCUCCCCGUCUCCACCCCUGCGUGAAGUAUAAGAAUACGUAUACUGAAUACGUGUUGAAAUAUUAAGAACCCAAUAUAAUUAUAUAAAAUAAUUAAAAACCAUAAAGGAAAAAACUGAAAAAAAAAAACAAAAUAGAAAUAAUCAAAUAAACUAGAAGUCUAAAUACUUUUUAUGGUGUUUAUAUUAAAGUGAGGCACUCAUUCUUCGUAUUGAUAAACAUCAAAGGAUUAAAGAAGCCAGAGUAGUAAACGGUGUUAGUUACUACGUUAGUGGGUGGACAAUAUGCCCUUAAAAGGUUAAAUAUUGACAAUUUUGCUCUACAAAUAACCUUAGUGUCUUAUAUGCUUCUUUAUAUAAACUUUAAUGGUCUAUAUGCUCCUUUUCCCUUUCCCUUUAUGCUAUGUAGUGUUGGUGGAUUGUAUAUGUAAUGGCAGUAUGGCACAAUGUUUUGCAUGGUUGAUGCAAUGCAAUGUUUUGUGAAGUUGUUGGUAUAAAAAUGUACACAGAUUAGUUCUGUCACAUUUUUAGAUUUUUGUCUUUUCAUUAUCUGGAAAAAUAGUUGAUUGGUGUAUGUGGUUAGAAUUAAAUGUAUUUAUGCCACAUUUUUGGCAUGGUACCAUUAUAUAUCGGAAAGGAAUUAAGUAAGUUAUUAAAACACAAUACAUUAGGUCAAAAUUAAAAUCGGAUUCAUCAGCUAAAACCAUUAUUAGUAUCAUACUAAUCAUUAAUUUAAGGGAAAACUAUCAAAUAAGCCCCGUACUAUAUCGAAAAAAGUCAAUUAGGCCCCCGUACUUUAGAAUCAUGCAACUAAAUCCUCGAACUAUUAGAAAACGUUCAAUCAAGCCUCAUAGUCAGUAUGUAAUCAGUUUCGAAGUUAAACGUACAUGUGGCAUCCACGUGGAAAUAUUUUUCUUUUCCCUUAUAUUUUUUCCUUUUCUUUUUCUUUUUGUUGUUAUCUUUCUCUUCGUAGAUCCGUUCGCAGCAAUACUUCCGAGCUUGCCAGUUGCCACCAGCGCCAGGGCCGGCCCAGGGCAUGGCUGCCCAGUGCGACCGCACAGGGCCCGGAUUUUUAAGGGCCCAAACAAAAAUUUAGUAUUACGCUUAGCCCAAAAUCCCCCUGCGUAAAUCUAAAUAUGCUUGAAGAAUGUCCCUUUUUAAAUAAAUUGGUCUACAUUUCUUCGGGACCGGCUCUAACCAGGGCCGAAGACUCCGUCCACCGUCUCCAGUGAAAUCUGACGCCAUUGUUGGGGUUCGAGCAUAUUGUCGCCGUUCGUUGCCAUCGUUCACAUUUACAAGCUUCUCCGGCGUUGGGGGCAUCACCACUGUCCUUUCUCAGUUUUUCUCGCCGGCAAAUUUUUAUUUAUAUAUUGUCGCCGUUGCUUUUCUUUGAAGUGGUGAGAAGAUGUCUCAGCAGCUCCAUUUCUCCGUUGCAACCUUGCAGGUGCCUUGCUGGAUGGCGGCAGAUAAAUUUUCCGGAGAACAGAAACCGGCGAGUAAAGCAAUAUGGAGAAGAAGAAUAAAUCGGACCGAAAGAAAGCUAGAAAGGAAGAAAGAAAUACAGAGUAUUUUGCAGAUGUUGGAGAAGAAUAAACUGUACUGGAUGUCCGGAUGGAAGAAAGCUACUCCCUCCGUCCCUUAAAACUUUGUCAACUUUCCUUUUUUGGAUGUCCCACUAACUUUGCCACUUUCCAUUUUAAGUAAAGAAUUUGUGGUUCCAGUUAAUUCUCUCUUCUCCGCACAAACCUCAACCACACAGUUUUUACUUUAUUAAUCCCCGUGCCGGUCAAACUUGGCAAAGUUUUGAGGGACGGAGGGAGUAGAAAGGAAGAAGGAAAUAAUAUUUGCAAUCCGGGAACUUGGGAAGAAACGGAGAAGAAAGGAAACGGGAGAAAAAAGGAAGGAAAGAAAAAGGGAAAAGAAAAAGGAAGAAUAGGAAAUAAAAGAGGGGGGCGGGGGAUGCCGACGCCACAUAUACAUUUAACCGGAAGAAUCGUUUGGUGGUCUGAAGAUGUUGGCUUUCGUAAUGUGGAGGUGGAUGUUUCCUCUUCCAAAAUGAUGGAGAUGGGUAGAUCCAAUAUUGACUUUAUGUCUAAGGGCCUGUCCUUUAAUAUUAUUUCGGCCCAGAUAGGCUACGAGAAUUGAAGCACCUCCGGCCUGCACCAUGGGUUUAUCUUCCAGAUCAAUGACUUUCGGCUCCGCUCCUCCAUGGUUUUGGCAUUCCAGAUCGACGGCUUGUUGAACGGCUUCUCCAUUUCAUCUAAAGGAACCGGGAACCGAACCGUUAUAACCCGUUUCGGUUCGGUUCCUACAAAUGAGACAUUAAUUGUUAACGGUUCGGUUCCUAGAUGUUGUUAACGGUUCGGUUCCAAUCGGUUCUACGGUUUCCGGUUCCAAAAUCCCACCCCUAGUCCAAAGUGUUUGAACCGGUCGAAUUCAUCCGGUUUACCACUCAUCUCUCAGCCACAUGGUCGUACGGCUUCUCUCCGCUUCCAUCUCCUCUUCCCCUGAUGUCGGACGCAGUCUACACCACGCCGUUCGUCUUAUAUCCCGAGUGAAUUGAUCAAGCGUACAGGGUGUAGUUGAGGCUUUCUUGCCGACCAAAUCUGGAUCCUUGUUCAUCACUCAUCUUUUUGAAUCUGAUUGAUGACGGGAGUUUGGGUGGAAGGAGAUGGUCCUCCUGGUAAAGGGUUGACAAUACGCAAGAACAAAAGACAUAAGACAAGGUUCCAUGAAGAUGCUGAUGAUAGGAAUGACACACACAGUGGUUUAGUGCAGACUGUUUUUCAUACACAUCAGCAACAACCUCUGGCCCAUGCGGUCCGUUGGGAGCGUUUUCUGCCUCUUAAGGUUUUGCUUGUGGAAAAUGAUGAAUGUACUCGUCAUGUAGUUAGUGCACUGCUUCGAAACUGCAGUUAUGAAGUUACAGCUGUUGCAAAUGGAGUUGAUGCAUGGAAUGUUUUAGGUGAUUUAACCAACCACAUAGAUUUGGUUCUAACAGAAGUAGCUAUGCCAUAUUUGUCAGGCAUUGACCUGUUAUCAAAGAUUGUGAACCACAAAACUCACAAGAGUGUCCCCGUGAUCAUGAUGUCAUCAAACGAUUCUAUGGGAGUAGUGUUCAAGUGUUUGUCAAAGGGUGCAGUGGACUUUUUAGUGAAGCCUAUUAGAAAGAAUGAGCUUAAAAAUCUCUGGCAACAUGUUUGGAGGAAAUGCCACAGUUCAGGUGGCAGUGGUGGCAGUGGCAGUGAAAGUGGUAUACGUAUCCAAAAGUCCACGAAAUCUAAAAGCAAUGGAGGUUCAAGCAAUAAUAGUGAUGACAAUGAUGAAAAUGCAAGUGAUAAUGGAAGUGGCACACAGGUCUCCUUCGCAUCUGCAGAUACUAUGCAGAAAAUGGUUCGUGGUCAAAUCAGGCUGUUGAAACGGAAAACCCUCAGGCCAUGUUGCAAUGGGAUGAAUUAGCUGAAGCCCCUAACAGCAAUUGUGCUCAGGCUAUUCAUUCAAGGCCACAAGCAGACAUUUCAAACUGGGGUCCUGGAAUUUCUGCUGGAGAGCACCGAGAUGAGAAAGAUGGACAUGGAACUGCGUCAAUGGGAAAGUAUUUGCAGAUAGGAGUAGCAAGGACCCCAGAUUUACAGCUUAGUGGAGAGAAUGGGUCAAAAGACUUCAAUAAGUUAUUGAUUGGAAAGCUAGAGGAGCUUAACACAGCUGAGUUAAAGGGCAAGAAUAAUACUGACAUUGAUGUUUCCACCGGUCCAUCCAAGGAAAUAGGCACGACAAAGGAUAUGCCUUCACUUGAACUUAGUUUGAAGCAACACAGAGAAGUUGUAGAUGCUGGAGCCGCACUGCAAGAACGCAACGUGCUGAGGCAUUCGGACCAAUCUGCAUUCUCAAGGUAUGGUGGUGGUACUACUACUACAUCAACAUCUGCUAACCCUCAGGCAACUGCUGGAAAUGUCGGAAGCUGCUCUCCUGUUAAUGAUGAUGAUGAUGAUAAUUAUAAUAAUAAUAAUAGCUCUGUAGGAGCAAAAGCAGGAUCAAUGAAUAACUUAAAAAGCAUGCCCAAUCAGCGUUCUAGUGGUGGUAGUAACAACAUUGAUAUGGGCUCAUCAACUGGUAAAAGUUUAGCCCAGCCAUCAAAGAUCCCUUUUGGAAAAGUUGAUUCAGUAGCACAAGCAGCAUUGGUACAGUCAAGGGUGUUGAUGCAACAGCAACAGGUUCAAGUUCAGCACCACUACCAUCAUUACCAUCACCAUCAUCACCAUGUGCACAGUCAGCAACAGAAUGGCUCUUUGCCUGUUAGAGAAAAUGGUGUGGAUGAUCCAAACGGCAUGCUAGGGGAUGAAGAAAACUACACAAGUGCAUCUUGGAGUAACAAUGGAAGCAAUGGGCAGAACGAGAGCAACGCAGGUGUAGUUGGUGAUGAAACUAACAACAACAUGGAUUCUGAAGAUGAUGAGAUGGGUGCAAAAUGCACAGCUGAGGGUGGCGAUGGGAGUGGUAGCGGGAGCAGGAGCGGAGUGAUGGACCAAAGCCGACAAAUGCAAAGGGAUGCUGCCUUGUACAAGUUCAGGCAAAAACGAAAAGAGAGGAACUUUGACAAAAAGGUUCGGUACCAAAGCAGGAAGAGAUCGGCGGAACAGAGGCCACG
Molecule: messenger RNA, 5810 nt
Organism: Cuscuta epithymum
Lineage: Eukaryota; Viridiplantae; Streptophyta; Magnoliopsida; Solanales; Convolvulaceae
Source: the annotation of a GenBank genome assembly